This is a messenger RNA of Polyodon spathula (Mississippi paddlefish), 3061 nucleotides long. RefSeq names its product intron Large complex component GCFC2-like. The record is from RefSeq and is a predicted model, not a curated record. Gene Ontology annotation, molecular function: DNA binding. Gene Ontology annotation, biological process: mRNA splicing, via spliceosome. The transcript has 18 exons. Gene Ontology annotation, cellular component: nucleus. NCBI's taxonomy places the organism in Eukaryota, Metazoa, Chordata, Actinopteri, Acipenseriformes, Polyodontidae. Bases 421 to 2952 code for a protein of 843 amino acids.
CCUGCAAAUAAGUUCAAUGUUACUGUACAAUUAAUUUGUUUCUUUACUACAUUAUUCAAAAGUUUUCAAUGCGAAACCACUGAAGGGAGACCGUUUUUAGCAGACCGAGUCAAAGACUCAAACUAGGCAUGCGCGCUAAAUACAAAUGAGACUACUCUUCUCGGCAUAACACGGGGUAUUAUGAAAAUAUUGUGACCCCUGAAGCAUUUGGGUUGGAUUAGGCAAAGGACUACAACGCACGUGAUGCAAUUGCACAAACGGUUAAACCAAGACAUUUAUUUAAACAUUUCUGUAUGCACAUAUAGAUUUUGUGCAUUUAUAGUCAGAUCCAGUUUACCCCCUAUGUUUUUAGAUUCGAAAGCCCCAAACGUGUUCAGAACGAUAUCUGCUGCUCAAGUUAGCUGAUCUUUUUAACUUGAAAUGUUUAAGAAACCGAACCGGAAUUUUAGGAGGAGACGGGCUGAUUCGAGCGAGGAAGAUGAGAUAAAGAGGACAGGAGAAGAAGUGCAAGGGACACAAGAAGAGAUUCACGUAUCUACCGCGGCCCGACAGAGCCUGCAGCAGCAGCUAGGCAGGGGCAUCGCCUGUAAUUCUAAGCGGGAGUCGGUGAGCUCCAAACCGGAUUCAGGGGAUGGAGACGAUCCGCUAGAGAACGACUUAAAUGAUCAGACUUCAGAGGUAGCAACUGAACAAGGAAUAGACGAGACAGUAGAAAAGAAAAGGAAAAGUGAAAUCAAAGAGAAAAAGAAAAGUGUGUUGAGUUUUGUUGAUGAUAAAGUUUAUAGAAAUGAAUUUAAGAUUAAGAAGCCUAUUGCAAACACAAUUGUUUUCAAAGCACAGAAGAAAGAGGAAGCUCGACCAGCAGAUAAAAAGCUUGUACAAUCUAAAGCUUGGGAAGAUCGCAAAGCAGGGAGCAGCUCUGGAGAAGAAGGUGAUGAUGCUGAAGGAGAUGAGAUGUCUGUUGGAAGCGAUGAUGACAGUAGCUCCCAGACAUCUAGUAGAUCCUGUUCAUCAGACUCUGCCGCGGGUGAUAUCCCUGAUGCCCAGCAAAUCCAGGCAGCCAGAAGGCAACGUCAGCUGGCUAGAGCCCAAAAGGACUUCAUUUCCUUGGACAGAACCCAGGGAAAUAGCUCUGGAGUAAAGGAUCAAGAAGAUGGAGAUAGUGACCAUGAGCCAGAUAAUCAUGAGCAAAGGAUCCAGUUUGCACCAAAACCAAAAACCUUAAGACAAAGGAUAGCUGCAAAGAUUGGUAGGACUGAAAGUGAAGAUGAAAUGACCGACAGCCAGGAAGAUGAUUAUCAGACUCUGUGGGAGAAACAACAGAUCCGAAAAGGGACAAACAUCCCACAGAUUUCAGAUAUUGAUAAUUCCAGAAAGGUUGUGAAACAUUUCAAUUCUGCUACAUCCCUUCCUCCAGUCAACCUAGAAAUCAUAAAGAGGCGUUUAACUAAAAAGCUUGAGUCUGUAGGGCAGGUUCAUCGAGCACACCAAAGGGAGCAGGAAAAAAAUCAACAGGACAUUGAGAGCGCCAAGACCUGUUUAGAAAACUUAGAAGAUGCCUCUCGAGACCUCCGCUACAAAUUCUACAAGGAAAUGAGAAUAUAUGUACAAAACUUGGUAGACUGCCUCAGUGAAAAGAUCCAGAUGAUAAGCGAAGUAGAAUCGGAUCUGCAUCGCUUGUUAAAACAGCAAGCACAAGCUAUUUUGAAUCGAAGACGGGAGGAGGUCAAAGAGGAAUCUUUAUAUAUCCAACAAUUCACAAAUAACACUAGUUCAUCUAAUAUUGGUGAUAGGAAGAAAUGCCUUGUGGAACAGAAGGAAAGAAGGGCUCGCAGAAGGCAGAUCAGUGAGAACAAAGCAGGUCAUCAUGAAGGCCUAUCUAGUGAUGAUGAAGUAGACCCAGCUGACAUGGGUGAUUUCCAGAAAAGGAGAGAUGACAUAUUAUGCGAGUCUUGGAAGAUCUUCAAUGAUGUUCACGAGGACUUCCAUAACAUUAAGGACAUCCUUUCAAAGUUUGAUCAGUGGAGAGGCAGGUUUGCUGACUCCUACUAUGAUGCUUACAUUGGGCUUUGUCUUCCUAAACUUCUUGGCCCUUUAAUCCGCUAUCAACUUGUUGACUGGAAUCCCCUGAAGGAAGAUUGUGAAGACUUUGAGACAAUGCCCUGGUACACAGCUGUGGAGCAGUUUUGUUAUGGCAGAGAACAUGAAGGAUUUGAGAUUAAGGAUAACCCUGAUAUGAAAACCUUGCCCUCAAUCAUCGAGAAAACAGUCAUUCCAAAAAUUCAAGAUUUUGUGCAACAUAUUUGGGACCCUCAUUCAUCAACACAGACCCGAUGUCUAGUGAGGCUUUGCAGGAAGCUGGAAGAUGACUAUUUACUAUUUCAGGGUUCACAGAAGAAAGCAGUACAGGAUUUUGUUCAUGCUGUAAUCUUGAGAAUGAGAAGUUCAGUUGAUGAAGACGUGUUUAUUCCUCUCUAUGCUAAAAAGUUCCUGGAGGACAGAAAUUCAUUGCAAUGUCAGUUCCAGGACAAGCAGUUCUGGUCAGCUGUCAAGCUUCUAGGUAAUAUUAUGCAGUGGGAUGGCUUGGUACCAGAGGAGGUUGUAAAAGAACUGGCGUUAGACAAGCUCCUCAAUCGCUACAUUGUGAUAACUCUUCUGAAUACUCAACCUGGAAGAGACAGUGUGGAGAAGUGCAAAGAGACAAUUGCAUGUUUUCCUAAGAGUUGGUUUAAAGAUGUGAACAGCAGGUCUACACUCCCUCAGCUUAGAAACUUCAGCAAGCACUUACUCCAGACUGCACAUACCUUGUGCAAGAACGUCAGUGAAAGCAGCAUCAGGGAGAUUGCAGCAGAAGUUGUGGUUCUUCUAGUAACCAUCAAAGCUCUGGACCAUGCAGAAGAUAUUAUCAGGGAAUACCAAUUGGAUGAUCUAGCAACUCUUGGCAUCAAUUAAUUGGGGAAAGGUUACUUAAUCCUUCAGUUUCAAUAAGCAAUACAUUUAUUGAGCAACAUAACUAAAAGAAAUUCAAAAAUGUGUAAUGUCGAUCAAGAUGUAAACAUUA